AUGGAGCUGGCGUGCCGGAACGCCACGGAAGAGCCCUCCGAAGCCAAUAUCGUGCGACUGCUGGACCUGUGGUCGGCGGACUGGAAGCGCCGGGGCCGCACGCGGGCCGUGGGGCCGGGGGCCUAUGAGCGGUACGCCACGCUGGGGCUCUUCGGGCACGGCGGCGUGGUCGGGGUCUCGAAUGCCACCGGCCUGCGGGAGGCCUGCGCCGCUGUGAAUUGCUUUCUCCGCAGCCGCUUUCCGAGUGGCACCUGGACCUCCAUCGCCGUGCUCUUCAACCCGCGCAUGGGGCUGCACCGCGACAUUCAGAACAUGGCCGGGCACCCGAAUCACGCGCUUGCUCUGGGCAAGUACACAGGAGGGCGGGUGUGGAUCGAAGAUGACGAGGGGGACUCUGCGGCGUGGCUGGCCGACAAGAAAGGGGGACGAGAGCUGCGCGGGCGGUGGCUGGACAUGCACGACAACCCCGUCAGCUUUGAUGCUCGCCGCUAUCACAUGGUGGAGCCACACGAGGGCAGCAUGUGGGCUCUGGCUGCUUAUGUUCCGCAAGCCUAUGCUCGGGCGACGGAGCAGCACCGAGAGACGUUGAGAGAGGCCGGCUUCCCGCUGCCUGCGUGA
Messenger RNA from Symbiodinium sp. CCMP2592, 618 nucleotides. The record is from the annotation of a GenBank genome assembly. Lineage: Eukaryota; Dinophyceae; Suessiales; Symbiodiniaceae.